GGAGCCUAAUGAAGAACUGCUCCAGAAUAUGUCUAAACACCACAGAGAUUUCGCUUCCUCUCAUAUUGAAUAUAGUAUCGGAUGACCAGCAUGUCCUUACUUUGCUCAAAUGUCCUUAACCUCAAGGUCUAAACCUCAGAUUGGUCCUUGAAAGCUUUAUGGAGGACUGGAGGAGUCCACGCAGACCUGAUUGGAGGAAGGAAGAAAAAACCUCUGGGACGUGUGGUGGUGUGUUUUUUUUUUUUUUUUUUUCUUCUUCAAUGCAAAGCGAGGAGUCAUGUCAUAUUAACGGCAGCGGAGUUGCGCGGCAGCCUCGUGUGAACGCAGACGGUCAGCGCGCGCGGAACCAGCGCGAUGAUGCGCGGCUGCAGAGGCGGACCGGAGGCUGACGAGCUGGACCCUCUGCCGGGGAUGUCGACGGAGAGGAGCCCCUGAAUCCGGGGGAAGACAACCAUGGACCACCGCGCCGCCUCGUCCGCCGCCCGUCGCUCCUUCAUCUCCUCGUUCUAGUGGACCUGGACGCCGUGUGGGCGAUGCUGCCACAAGGGAGGCUUUGUGUGAUUGCGCCGCGAUGUUUCGCAGCCGUUGCAUAAAUUAGAACAAGAAAAGCGAUCGGAGGAGGAAAAAAAAUCUAAGGAGACAUCACCACCUGUUACCAGAAAGGUCUGACAGCCAUGAUCCGGAGAGGCCCCCUGCCACGGCUGAGUUCGGGGAUCAACUCGUCGCUCCAUGGCUAGACCUCACUGCACAAAGAGCCGGGGGCCUUUCUGCUGAGAAUCCUUUACUGCAUAGUAGCACAUGGAUUUCAAGACUUCAAAUGAAGAGACAAAGACUGGGAUUUAUUUGAUGCAAGAAGGUAAUGAGGAGCCAUUUAAUGUUCGACUGCACUUGGCCAAAGAUAUUCUGACCAUUCAGGAACAAGAUGUCAUCUGUGUGUCGGGAGAACCUUUUUAUUCAAGUGAGAGGACUGUAACGAUCCGGAGGCAGACCAUCGGCGGCUUCGGCCUGAGCAUCAAGGGCGGAGCGGAGCAUAAAAUCCCUGUUGUCAUAUCAAAAAUUUCAAAAGAACAAAAAGCCGAGCUCUCCGGGCUGCUGUUCAUCGGAGACGGCAUCCUUCAGAUAAAUGGAAUAAACGUCAGGAGCUAUCGCCACGAGGAAGUGGUUCAGGUUUUGAGGAAUGCGGGUGAAGAAGUGACGUUAACCGUGUCGUUUCUGAAGAAGACUCCGGCGUUCCUGAAGCUGCCCCUGUGUGAGGACUGCACAUGCAUCCCCAGUGAUCAGAGCAGUGGGACCUCCUCUCCUCUGUGCGACAGCGGCCUGCACUUGAACUACCAUCCUAACAACACGGACACGCUGUCCUGCUCCUCCUGGCCCACAUCCACAGGUCUCCGCUGGGAGAAGAGAUGGGUGGACCUGCGCCUCAUUCCUCUGCUGCACUCACACCUGUCGCAGUACAUGCCCGGCUCUGACACCUGCAGGAAAAAUGCUUUCCAAGUCAUUGCGGUGGACGGAGUGUGCAGUGGAGUUCUACAGUUCCCCACCCCUGAAGACUGCUUGGACUGGCUUCAUGCAAUAGCAAGCAACAUUUCCAGCCUCACCAAGCACAAUGUGAAGAAGAUUAACCGGAACUUUCCAGUCAAUCAGCAGAUCAUCUACAUGGGCUGGGUCGACGAGAAGGAACAGGACUCCGUUCAGGAUCGAAUGUACACACCUAAGUUCCUCGCUUUGAGGGGUUCCUCGCUCUUCAAGUUCACAGCACCCCCGGUGACAACAUGGGACUGGACGCGAGCGGAGAAAAGCUUUACUGUGUACGAGAUCAUGUGCAAGAUUUUAAAGGAGAAUGACCUUCUGGACAAGAGGAGGCACUGCUUUAGCGUCCAGACGGAGAGCGGCGAGGACAUGUUCUUCAGCGUGGAGCUGGAGUGUGACCUGCUGGUCUGGGAGAAGGCUUUUCAGAUGGCCACAUUCCUGGAGGUGGAAAGGAUCCAGUCCAAAACGUACGCCUGUAUCAUGGAGAGCCACCUAAUGGGACUGACGAUCGACUUCAGCAUGGGCUUUGUGUGCUUUGAUGCUGCUUCAAAGGCGGUUUUGUGGAGGUACAAGUUCUCCCAACUGAAGGGGUCGUCUGACGACGGAAAGAGCAAGAUCAAGUUUUUAUUCCAAAACCAAGAAUCCAAAUCUAUUGAAGCAAAGGAGCUGGAGUUCUCGAACCUCUUCGCUGUACUUCACUGUAUUCACGCGUUUUUUGCUGCCAAAGUUGCUUGUCUGGACCCCGUGUUCGUGGAGAGCCAAGGCACCGCAACCAACGCCGGGAUUCCCUCUCUGUCCGGACUGUCCUGCAACUCACAGACGCCCAAACUCAAAUACACCACCUGACAGACGCUGCUCUCCCUGGAACCUGCAAGCAGCCGCGGCCUAAAAAAAGUGGACAGGACUUCUGGGAGAUGAUCGACUUUUUCACUGUCAGUCAGCGGCGUGCCCGGAAGUGCUCUGCCGGAAAUCCCAGGAUUUCUGGAAAAACUUUGGACCUGGCUUUGAGUCUUUAACUCACAUAGAGACGAUAUAAAAUGUGCAAUUAAAAGUAUUUUUAAGUGAUUUUGUCUUUCUUUGAAUUAUGGAACAUAUAGAAGACAUCAUAAUGGAAAUGCAGUACUUUUCUCAUCUCUUUUUCUAUGUAAUUCUGUCAAAAACACAGGGGUCAGAUGCAUAAAACUGUAGUUUCAUGAAUAAAAAUCUGUCAUUUCAGUUCAAAAUCUGUUUUUUUCAAUAAAAAUCAGAAGGAUGAAAGCAAUAGUCAAGAGAAAAAGCACAAUUUUAAAUACUGAAGUAGAGGAAACACAUUUGUAACAGAAAACAGAAGAAUGGGACUAAUUAAACUAAAAUCAGAGGCGUACUUGGCAGUUUGGGGGCCCCAGGCGAACAAAAACACGGGGCCCUCUGCAGCAACUGAAUGAUGAGUUGAAGAAUAGAAUAAAACAGGACACUGUGGAGUAGAAACAAUAAAAAAA
Messenger RNA from Oryzias melastigma (Indian medaka), 3008 nucleotides. RefSeq names its product syntrophin, gamma 1 (gene sntg1). The record is from RefSeq and is a predicted model, not a curated record. Gene Ontology annotation, cellular component: dystrophin-associated glycoprotein complex; intracellular anatomical structure. Lineage: Eukaryota; Metazoa; Chordata; Actinopteri; Beloniformes; Adrianichthyidae. The transcript is spliced from 19 exons. Bases 799 to 2376 code for a protein of 525 amino acids. Gene Ontology annotation, molecular function: protein binding; structural molecule activity.